AAGCGAAAGGUCAAUACCAACUUCAUGCUUUGAAUGCCUUCAUCGUCUCCCCCUUUUCUGCGAAUUUGCUGCAACCAGCUUUCUUCGUCAUAGUAAUUUGUCUGCGCGCUUGUCGCUAUUCUCCCACGACCACUCCACGAUCCUUCCUUCCUCCUCUUCUCCUUUCUGACAAGGUUCCCAGCUGAAGGAAGCAAGCUGAGCUCCUCCUGAAUCAACCAUCCACGAAUUCACCAGUCAUUCGUUCGCGCCCGCAUCCGCAAAAAGUCUUCGCAUAGUUGGACGUGUCUCACUCUCCCAUCAACUGCUUACCGUUCUUCUUCAACAUCGCCCCAUCCAAGCUGCAGCUGCAGAUCACAAUUCUCCAAUCAUGCCAGGCUUCGCGGAUUCUUUCUGGUCGACAGACUAUGCUGGAGGGCUCGGUGUGCUCUUCGGCAAGUUACAGCAGGGUGUACAAGAAAAUCAGCAGAUGCUCACAAUAGCUCGGAUGCGCGCCGAGGCGGAAGACUCGUAUGGCAUGAAGUUGGGGGAGAUAGGAUCUGCUACUGAUAGAAUGAGCGGCGGCUUCUCUCGAGAUGAUGGAGCAAGUGUUAAGAAGGCCUAUGACGGAGUACGAACGGAGAUGGAAGAGGCAGCGAAGAACCAUCGGAAAAUCGCCCAAAGCAUUCGAGACCUUGUCGUAGCACCCUUCACAAGAUGGUGUGAUGCUCACGAAUCUCGAGUCCAGAAUUCACAAGACGACCUUCAAGCACGCAUAAAACUGCACGACAAACAAGCAGAGACAGUCAGGAAGCUUCGAAGCCAUUACUUCACAAAGUGCAGAUUGGUGGAGGACAUUGAAGAGGAGAACAAACUUGCCUUCCAAGACCCAGAGACAAGCCCAAAGCCGAAGGUUCCAGAGAUCAAGAUCUCAGACAACCGCGAAGAGGAAGAGGAGCCUUUCGAGAUUGGAGAUGAGGUCUACCAACCAGAACAAGUCAAGAAGAUCCUAUCACACCUCUUGAAUACCAUUAGAUUGGGCGAGACGAAGGUACCUAUCCUCGGCACAUACCAAAAUACAACGAGCGGAGCAGAAAUUGUCGAGUAUUUCCAGAAGUUCAUGGGUGCAACGAGCGUCAGUCAUGCCGAACGCAUUGGGCAAGAUUUGAUUGGAAAUGGGCUCUUGCGACUUAUUGGCAAUGUGGGGAAUAUCUUCGCAAAUAGCUCGAAGAUGUUCUACCAGUGGAAACCCAAGGCUUUUCAACUAAGUGGUGUUCCAGAAAAGAAAGUUCCUAUGAAUCGAACAUUCUCAAUUGCUUCGAACUCCGACUCUAUCGAUUCGCCUGUGGUCGGCACCGUCACCGAGUACUUGGCUGGAUGGAAUCCUCUCAACACACAGCAUCCCAACGAGACACCUGGCGAUCGUCUUCGAAGAGAGGCUGCCGAGGCCGACGAGAGGUACAAGGCAAGCGUUCGAAAACUCGAUUUGCUCCGCUGUCAACUUGAAGAAGCCAUCAUCGAACAUCUUAGAUACCUUCAGAGAUGUGAGCUGGACAGACUAAAGGCGAUUAAGACCAUCAUCUUGGACUUUUCUGGCACGAUCAGCAACGUCAUUCCCAGCUUGCAAUCGACUGUUGACAAUAUGAUGCUGUUCCAGGAGACCGUUCAGCCAGAUGGAGAUCUUCGAUAUCUCUUGGAGAAUUAUCGCACAGGUGGAUUUGCCCCUAAAGUUGUGGUUUACGAGAAUUAUUACAACUCAGCUGAUGAGCAAACCUUUGGAGUUGAUUUGGAAGCACGAGCACGAGCCGACCGGAAGCGGGUCCCCGCAAUCAUCACCUCCAUCUUGACGUUCUUAGAUCACAGAUAUCCGGAUCUUGAGGGCGAUGAAGCUAGGCGAAGUGUAUGGCUUGUCGAAGUCCCACUACACCAGACUCACAGGAUACGAGCUGCUCUCAAUACUGGUAAAGGAUUCGGUAUUGAAGCUUUGGAGCCUUAUGAAAUUCCCAUCAUUGCGAGCGUGCUCAAAUUGUACUUGCUAGAACUGCCAGACUCUCUGGUCUCAUCUCAUGUUUACGAAAUUAUGAAAACGAUAUAUUCUACUCCCGCGUCUGAAUCUACCGACUCAGCGCGUAUUUCAGUUCUUCAGAACACACUCAGCCAACUACGACUUUCAAACAUAGCAACACUUGAUGCACUCAUGACCCAUUUCACCAGACUCAUUGAACUUACAUCAGCUGAUGAGACUUACAUCUCGGCUCUUGCAACAAGCCUUGCUUCGUGCAUCUUGAGACCAAGGACCGAGACAUCUAUGACCAUGGAGGAGAAAUACUCGUAUCGCCUGAUCCGAGAUUUGUUCGCCCACAAAGAUGCAAUUUUCUCCGAGCUCAAGCGUGCAUCCUCACUGUCUCACAGCAUCAGUGUCGACACUCGCCCCCGCGCUAUCAGCACCGAUGAAAGUAAUCGCAAGGCAAAUAUGGAGGCUCGUGCUCGUGCCAUCAUCUCUGCAGGAUCUCGCAGCCGAGCCACUAGUCCAGCUCCUUCACCUCGAGGUCAUCGUAGGGAUCGUAGCUCAGGCGGUCCAGAGACAAGGUUUCCCAUCCAGACUUCUCCCACCCACACUACAGACACGGCUAGGACACCAAGACCCACUCCAGGUAUGAGGCAAAGUCUUGAGGUCCCGAAUGAAUCUGCUCCAGUAGUAGCUGCAGAGCCAACAAAUGGUACUCCAUUGCAAUCCAUCACUAAUGGGGUUGCAGACGCUCCAGCAGCCAGUGCGACCUACAUGCCUGGAGGAAGUGACGGUUUGGACGAUAUUGGCGUGGAGAAGCGAAACAGCCUGGGCAGAUCUGCACCAGCUCCAAGUGCCAGAUAUGGUCGACGUCCUGUUGGAGCUGGCAUGAAUAGAAUGAGCACAGAUCACAGCAGUCGAAAUAGUGUUGCGAGUCUGGGCGGUAAUGAGUCUUCUGAUAGUCCUGUCGGUGGACGAGUUGGUGUGAGCUUGACGGAUAAGCCGAUGGAUGAUUAAUGGAGUUUCAGAGGUGGUUAAAAUGGGGUGGGUUGAGAGGUGGGAUUGGCAACUGGAUGGAAGGAAGAAUGUGUAUCUAUGUGUGUAUGAUAGAGGUAUGAGGUCUCUGAAAUGUUGAGAUAAUGAACAAAUGCGAUGGUUGAUACCCUUGCUUUUUAG
Molecule: messenger RNA, 3160 nt
Organism: Mollisia scopiformis
Lineage: Eukaryota; Fungi; Ascomycota; Leotiomycetes; Helotiales; Mollisiaceae
Product: rho-GTPase-activating protein-like protein
Exons: 4
Coding region: 368-3001 (877 amino acids)
Biological process (GO): cytoskeleton organization; small GTPase-mediated signal transduction
Cellular component (GO): division septum; cytoplasm; cell division site
Molecular function (GO): GTPase activator activity
Source: RefSeq, a predicted model, not a curated record